Molecule: messenger RNA, 7346 nt
Organism: Chiroxiphia lanceolata (lance-tailed manakin)
Lineage: Eukaryota; Metazoa; Chordata; Aves; Passeriformes; Pipridae
Gene: ASB10
Product: ankyrin repeat and SOCS box containing 10
Biological process (GO): neuronal action potential; negative regulation of delayed rectifier potassium channel activity; intracellular signal transduction
Cellular component (GO): membrane; axon initial segment; synapse
Molecular function (GO): transmembrane transporter binding
Source: RefSeq, a predicted model, not a curated record
CCAGCCGGACGCUGGGGAGCUGGAACCCAGGAGCAACCUGCAAAGGUCAAACUCUUGGACAAAGGCUCUUUCCUGCAGCAGCUUGUUUACUGUGUGGCUCAGAGUUGUCCAGUUUGUUCCCCAUGACGGACUGCACCUUCCCCCUCAACUCUGCCACACAGCACUUGCUGCAGCCAGAUCACUGGAAGUAUCCUCCCCGUGCAAGGUCCCGGUGCCACCGCGGUGAGCACAGCCUGAGCCCCGAUGGCCAGGGCUGCCAGCACAGCCGCCUGGAGCCACUGGAGUGCCGGGAUCUGCUGGUCCAGAAUGCACUCUUCACUGGAGACCUGGACAUGGUGCAGAAGUACUUCACCAAGAGCGCAGCCAUCAAUCUCGUCAUUGAGACCAGGGGUGAUGUGCUGCGCUGGACUAGCAGGAAACGUGGACUGUGGUCUCUGAGCUAUGAGCAGGAGCUCACCACGCCCCUGCACAUCACGGCCAGCCGGGGCUACACCGACUGCCUGCGGCUCCUGCUGCUCCGGGGCGCUGCCGUCGACUUUUGCCCCGGGGGCAAGACGGCCCUGCACGAGGCUUGUGCAGCCGCCAGCACCGACUGCGUGCGUCUGCUGCUCGGCUCCGGAGCCGACCAGGCUGUCUCUGAGGAUGGCUACAGGCCCCUGCACCUCUGCAAGAGCCCAGACUCCAUUGAGUGUGUCCGGCAGCUGCUGCAGCAUGGUGCCAGUGCCAACAGUCGGACAGAGGAGGAGGAUGACACAGCCCUGCAUGUGGCAGCACGGCACGGCCUGGCAGAGCACGUCCAGCUGCUUCUGCACCACGGGGCAGAGCUGGAGGCAAAGAAUGAGGAGGGACAAACACCACUGAACGCUGCCUGUGCUCAGCACCAUGAGCCCCAGGACAUGGACCGCUACUAUCGGGUGUGCCAGCUGCUGGUGGAGAGUGGUGCCAGCAUCAACGCUGCCGAUCGGGACAGGCAGCACCCGCUUCACCUGGCCUGCAAAAAUGCUAACGCUCAAAUCACAGAGCUACUGCUGGCCUGGGGUGCAAACGUCAAUGUCAUGAACUACGGUGGCAACACAGCCCUGCACAAUAUCCUGCAAGUAGCUGCUUACAAACUGCAGCAUCGCCCGGAGCUCGUGGUGCGAGCCCUGCUCAACCACGGCGCUGUCCGCAUCUGGCCGGGCUCCCUCCUUAAGGUGCUGCGGUACUGCCACACCUGCCCACGCGUCAUCGAGGCCCUGGUGAACAGCUACACCCACGUGCGCGUCUCCGAGGACUGGGUGGAAGCAGUUCCAGUGGAGGUCGUACAGAAAUACCCACUUUUCUACCAGUCUCUCUUCUCCCUGGAGCACAGACCUCGCUCCUUGCAGCACCUGGCUCGCUGCACCCUCAGGACCCUCCUGGAGGGCCGGCUACUUCUGGUCCUGUCCCAGCUGCACCUGCCAAGUGCCCUGCACCAGUUCCUGCUGCUCGGUUUCGAGGAUGUUCUCUACUAAGGACUGUGGUACCAGUCUUGCUGUGCUUUUCUGCAAAGAUGAUCCACCCCCACUGAUGCAGUCGGUGCCUUCCCAGCUAUCCCCUUCCCCUCACCCCCUCCUGCCAGGCCACAUCAGCCCUCUGUGCCAAGCCUGUCACUGUGUCCCAGUCAGUCUUGUGCUCUGCCUUAUGCACCUGUUUUGGAGCAUUCUGUUUGUCCAUAUUACUCAGGAGAGACUCCAGAAUAAGAAAAUGAAGAUAUGGAGAUUAGGACAUUUUGUGAGACUAGGAGCAAGUACACCGCAUGGAUCACAGGCUUAGUUGUAGGAUAUGUCUCCCUAUCCCAAAUCUAAAAACUCUAACCUUUACCAGGCAGCUCUGGUGCCUUGGGCAGUUGUUGGGAUCCUGUCUUUAGUCAAGUUGUUUACAAUCUGUACCCAAAGGUACAGUUGUACCUACCUGGGUACAACUUCUGCCUUGCCUUGAAGACUGUCCUGACAGAGCUCACACGUGUGCUGUGCCACAGGUGGUAUCAUGUGCGCUUUUGGACCUGUGAACCUGCUUGUCAGAGGGAAAUGUGUGGUGGGUGUGGAGCUGCGGGUCUCAAACAACCCCUUUUCGUGGAGGUACAUUGUCUGGGUUACCUGGUUUAGCAGCUUGGGUAAGGACAGCAGUGCUUGUGCAGCACUGAGGACCCGACUGCAGGGUGAGGAGGAACAUUCCCUGAGAACUCUGGUCUCCUGGGCACAGAGCAGCCACCCCUGAGCACCGUGUGGGGCCGUGUGCUGCUGCCUGGGUUGCACCACACUCCAGACAAGGUAAAGGGACACAGUUGUAAAGAAAGCAAAGUACCAGCUACUCUUUAAAGAUCUGCUGAGAGUGAACUCCAUUCCCGCUUCUGCCUCAAGGAGUACCUGAACUGCUGUGGCUGGCACAGGUACCCAGAGCAGCACUGAGGGUCCCUUCUCUCACUGCACUUGUCCUGCAAGGGCUCUGUUUGUGGCCACGUCAGUGCCAGGACACUGGAAUGUACAGCUCUGAGGGCGAAAGGGUUUGACAGACCCAAUGCCGGUGUCUGUUCCUGCCUCUGUGGGGACAUGGGGUGUAGCUCUCUGCCCCCAGUUAUUGUCACCUUACACAGCCAAGGCCCUGCUGCUCUGAGGUGGUGAGCCCAAAAUCCCUCCACGAAGUUCAUCAUGCCAUUCCUGAUGCACCACAGCAGGAAUGCUAACAGGAUACAAGAGGGAUGUGUCUACAUGGUACAGGCACACAAAAGGUGUUGGGAAAGCAGUUGUGGCUGCCUAUGUGUAGGUACUACUGCAGUAGUAUAUCUCAAAAAGGUUUAACAAUGUGUUUUACGGCAUCCAGGGACAGAGAGGUAAGGUGUUGGCUCGAUGUGACAAACCAUGAUGGGAUGAAGUAAGCAGGGGAGCCAAAGCUUCUAAAAUACUGUGAUAAUGGCCCACCCUCGCACCACAGACCAGUAAGUGCAUUUCCCUCAAACCAGUGCAGGAACCCAGCCUGAAGUCACCUCCUUCCUCUGGCUGAGCUGGCUUGUCUGCUCAGGUGAUUUGUUUAUAGGAUCAGGUCCAGUGGUCUUGUUCCCAAAGUCUAAUCAGCACUUUAGAGAGUUCAUUUUUAGCCAGAUGAUGUCUGUGGCUGGACAAGGAGCAGAAACAGGAGGUCCUGUUCCUUUUGGUGGCAGCAGAGUCUGGAAUUGCCUUAGCCUGACCCAGUGUCCCAGUCUGAAGGCAGAAUGCAGAGCAGCACAUGUGGCAGGUGUACUGUCCUUCUCUCCAGCACUGCCCCUAUGCCUGUGAUCACUAAAGCAUGCUCAGGCACUAAAAUAAUAUCACCUUAAGGAGAGGGAAAGGUUGAAUUUAAUGGUUUGCUUUAUUUUGUAGUUGUUAACUUGCAGCUGUUAAGCUUACAGGCAUUCCUGGGGUCAGGCUGGCUGCUUUUGCCAGUUCUGAGGCUGCUCUGCACUGGGUGAUGAGGACAGCUCCAGGGGGAAGAGGAGAACCCAUAGGGUUUGGUUUCUGCACACACGAGGGCACAGGGAGCUCCUGCACGAGCAGGCUGGCCAGCUCCUAGCACAUCCCAGUCCUCCUUGGAUGAAGGUGCUAUGGCCCAGACGGGCACCUGCUGCAGUGAAGGACCCGUGUGAGGCUGUAGGUCCCUUUCCAGGGCUCUUCUCAGAGCCACUAGGUUUGCAGGCAGGGUGUCCCAGUGUGCGUGGGAGGGCUGAGGUCAGAGGGCUGAGAGAGGGACAAGCCAUCCCUGGGCACAAUCUUCAUAGACUGAAUUUUGUCUGUGUUCCCACUGAAACUGAAAGGGCGUGAGUUCAUUGCGUGUGGUACCACGGGAUAACUUCAAGGAAUGUGAGGCUGGUAGGAAAAGGAGAGAACCUUUUACAGAGGGACCAGGAUUACUGGGGGAAAAAAAACCAAACCAAUUCCAAUCAACCCACCAGAAAAGCUUUAGCACUUUUUUCAAGCUGAAACAAGCAGAAAGGUUUGAGCUAAGAGCGGACUAAGAGCAAAUGCUCCAAGUUUAACUCAGUUAUACUAAUUUAUAAGCAAUUGAUUUUCAAAAACAUUUACAAGAAGAGACUUAAAAAGGUUUAAUGGCCCAGAGCACAUUCUGGCAAUUUAACAGGCUCUGCUAUUUUCUCAGGUGUCAGAAUGGGAAAUUCCUAAUGCAGCAUUGGGUGUACUUGCUCAGACAGUUUUGCCAGGGAAGUGUAACCAUCCUGAGUGGGAAGGUUGUGGCCUCCACUGAGGGCAGUGAGUGUGAGGCAUUGUUAGCACAGGGACAUGUGGUUCCGGUGUGUUUUUACCAGCUGCCGCAGGCCCAAGCAGCUGCUGGAUUUGCUGGGAAUGUGUCUUAGACAGGCUACUGCUCCUGCUUCAGCAUCCAGCUGGGUUUGUCAUGGCAAGAGGCACCCUCAGGACUGCUGGAAAGGUGCAAGUCCAUUGCUGCAUUCUCAGUGCAACCAUCUGAGUGGUUGCUCAGGGGUAAAAAGUUAUCCCAGUUCUAGAUAGAAGUUUCAAUCCCAGCCCAGCUGCAGCCCCUGGAUCCUGCUCUGACUCUCCCUGUGGAGCCAGAGCACUGCCCAUCCCUGGUACCCUCUUCUGAGAGAUCAACAGAAUCAGCACCUCCCUGCAGCUUCCCAACCUCGAGCACCUGCUUGACUCUUACUUGAUCUUUCCUGUUCCUCGGGAAAGAGCGUGGCAGGCCAUAACAGGAGCAGACUAGUAAACCAUAGUGAUACUUAUAGAAGGACGACAGACAAAGCAAGUAGAGAAAAGCUCUUCCCCAGCAUGUCCAUCCCCAUCCUACACUUGUAAUCUACAUUGUAGUUACUUCUGAGACAAAAAGGCAGCUUUGUAUUUAUUGGUUGUGGAGAGAUUUGGUUUUUUCUGCCAUAAAUUUGAACGGUCACUUUUUGGACCUGUGUAUGUUUGAGCAUUCUGAUGUCCUUGUGGCAAGGAGAGCUGAAUUGCACAGUGUGUUGAUCACCUCCUUUUAUUUAUCUUUCUGCUGUUACCGUUGUGCUUCAUUUGAUGCCCUUUAACUCUUGUUUUCUAAGAAUAUAUGGGUAGCUAUCAUCUGUUCCUCUUCAUCAUAUUAUUCAGAACUAUACAGAUCCCUGCCCCUUCUCUCCUUACUCGGGCUGGAAUUCUAUUCAGCUGUGCUGUUCCUGUGUGGAAGCUGUCACCCAGCCCCUACUACACCCACAGGCUUUCCCUGGGCUGUUACUGGUCCCAGUGCAUCCUUUGGAGAUGGAGGGAGGACAGGGGGUUUUGCUGUGAUUGUCUAAGGAUUGUUCUGUUGUGGAUGUGAGAUCCACACGAAUGCUCAGGACCUUUGGAUUUGUAUUUGACAUCACUUGACCAUUUGCACAGCCCCGGAGGAGGCCUGGGCAGCGCUGCCCUGAAUUCAGUGUUGUCUGUGCUCAGGUGGCACAUGUCACAACCUUUAAUGUUUUUCAUUGUCUGGGAUGCUGUCCUUGAUUUAAAGUGAAGCCCCAUUCUUCUUUCCUGUACGUUGCACCCUAUACUUGGAGGCACAAAUAAGCCUGUUCACAUACCUGGUGUUUCCAGCAACCACGAUCAGGUUGUCUUGAGUAAGUGUCACAUAUUACUUUUACCAUCCCAACAAUUCAUUUUUAUCCACUCCAGUAAUUUUAUCAGCAACUGUUCUUUAUUUCUCACUGAUUGCUAACAACUUGUAACAUUGAUAUGCAAAGAGAAUAGAGCUAGAAAUACACCUGUCAAAUGGCUGUGUAGGAUAAGUCUUCUCAGUCACCCAGUUCUUUUGGAUCUCUUAAUGCUGAGCCCACUGCCUGCAGUAUACAGCUAAUUUUUCAUAUUAGAAUGUCCUGCAGAACUAAGUCAAAUGACUUACAGGAAUCUAAGCAUACUCUGUCUCUCAUUAGCUGUUUCAAACUUCUAGGCUUACAAAAAAGUUACAUAAAAUCAUUUGAAAGUACCUUUUUUGAAUUAGGUUAAAUUGGGUUCUAGCUUUUGCUAAUUUACCCAGGACAUCCUUUAGUUGAUUGUCUGUGAUUGGCUAGAGAUGUAUGUUGAACUAACUGGUCUGUAGUUUCCUGGAUAUCCAUGUGAACACUUAAAUACUGACAAGACAUCGGAUUUUUCCCCCCCAGUAAUCUUAAAUUCCCCAGUGUGCCAUGAUUUGUUAUAAAGAAAAAAAUAAAUGGUUUAGUGAAUUCAUUAGCCAGUUAAAUACUCUUGGAUGUAAGCUCUUCUCCUGCACAUUAUAAAAAUUGUUACUUACACAGUUUAGCAUCUUCCUUAAUUACUGAUGGAAUAGAAAGUAUUUCAUUACCACUGUAAAAUAUGAAUAUUACACAUUGUUGUUUCAAAUGCAGAGCAGAAAUAUUCACUCAGUUCUUGGCUUUCAUUAUGCAGAAUGUGUGUGGCACACAGUCACCUGGGGCUGGGGCCCAGCACCUGCAGGUCUCUGCCUUCUCUGCUGCUGGGGCAUCCUGCUUCGGGGUUGAGGUGUCAGAACCUUUGAGAAGUUGGAGAGGUUCAGAGGAGCACCGUGGGUGGGUGAUGGGCUGCAGUGACUCCUUGGCAGCAGGAGCUGCAGAGGGGUUGGGGUUGGGCACACCAUCGUUGCUCCUUGGAGUCCUGUGUGCAAGUGUGGGCUCCUGUUCUCCAGUGCCAGGUUCACAGGGUGGGAGGGGCUAGGAUCCCAUUCCCAGGGAGAACUGAGGGACCCUCCAUCACCUCCUGCCACCUGCUGCUGGACCCUGCUGUGCCUUGCCAAACCUCCCUGCAGCAUCCAUUCAGCACUGCCAGGCUUUCCGAGUGGCACUUGGAGGUAAAAUUAGACCUAGUGGCUGGAAGUUGGAGCUGGGCAAACACAGAAAUUAGAAUUAGAAAUGAAACACAUUUUUAAUAGCAAGUGCAAUUAAUCUUCUAGUUAAUUGCAUCUUAGAACAGCUUGUCAUGGUGUAUGUAGAUUUCUCAUCUCUAGUUUUUUUAAAAAUCACUGUAGGCUUUGCCCUAGCCCAGAGCAGGGUUCAUCCUGCACAGUGGUCAGCCCAGUCCCAAAGAGAUCAGACUGAUUAAUUACAGAUCUAUGAACCAGUCUUGUCGUUCCUCUGCACUGUGCUGUCGCUGCCGGGACUGUGUUUGGCCCAGGAUAAUGAGCCCCAGUUUCCCUUCCCAACGCUGCUCACUCCAUUGGCACCUCAUUGACACCUCUGACUUCCCCUUAGUUUCCUUCAUUUUGGCCCCACUGGUUUGUACUGGUUCUGUCAGCUUUGAGCUCUGAAUCUGCUGCCUGCACUGCUUUCUGGGAAAGACAUGCUAGAAUAAAUGGUGAUGCUGCAUUUAUAA